This is a messenger RNA of Danaus chrysippus (African queen), 282 nucleotides long. NCBI's taxonomy places the organism in Eukaryota, Metazoa, Arthropoda, Insecta, Lepidoptera, Nymphalidae. The record is from the annotation of a GenBank genome assembly.
AUGGCUACUUCUCCGACUAGUAUAGAGACGCAAAUAGACAGCUUCUUGGAACAGUUCAAGAGGAGCGCUUCUAAGGCCAUGGAAGAACGGAUGGAGUGGCCUGAUGGGCCGUCACCAGCCAUCGUCAGGUCCAGGAGUAGCUGUUUUACUUUAGAUUCUUCAACCAGCGUGUAUCAGUUGCGAAUAAAAGGCGAAAAAGGUGAGUUUGAUUCUUUCUUUGCUAUGACUAUAUGGCCCAAUAUUCCACGGGAGUUCGAUCCGCUAUGCGAUAAUGAAACUUAA